Molecule: messenger RNA, 2766 nt
Organism: Sporothrix schenckii 1099-18
Lineage: Eukaryota; Fungi; Ascomycota; Sordariomycetes; Ophiostomatales; Ophiostomataceae
Exons: 1
Coding region: 1-2766 (921 amino acids)
Molecular function (GO): triacylglycerol lipase activity
Source: RefSeq, a predicted model, not a curated record
AUGACAACUAUGGAUUCCGCAUCGGGGCUUGGCGUCCCAGACGCACCGGCAGCGCCCAGAUCGUCUGAAGCGCCGGCUCCGACGACGGCACGUGCGCUUAUCCUCGACACGUCUCCGGACACAUUGGCCGACGAUGCCAGCAUAUACGGCGUGGAAGAUGAUGCCCAGUCGUUUAUGCAACCAACAAUGAGCCCAAUAGCCACGCGGCUGUCCCUGCCGCGGACACCGGCCGCCGAAAAAGCCAUGGCCAUGGAUGAUAUUAUUAAUGCCAAUAUCGGUGCAGGCUUCAGCGACCCAUACAAGCCGGCCGUGUCCUCACGACUCCAUAGCGCAACCAUAUCGACUCCACCCUCGGCCCCGGCUCCGGCGGCACCGCCUCUUGCACCGGCCCAUGAAUCCAAGCCGAGCGCCAUGUUGUCUGUUUUCCAGUCCGGCACACGCCAUGGCCGUUCGUCAUCCGUGGGAUCUGAUGCUCUUAAGCGCUUAUCAAAAGCCCUACCUUCCAUGCCCUCGAUUGCUUCGCUUUCCUUCCCCAGCAAAAGCUCUUUCCUGCCCAGUCUGAGCACGCCCUCUUUCUUUUCCUCCUCAAAUGCUGGCAACAACAGUACCACAUCCUCAGUACAGAACUUGCCGCCCUCCUCUUGGAAGAUCUCACCACAAGACUCCCCAACACGGGCAAGUGACCACAACCAGGCAGGGGUCCAGCGGACACUUAAGACGUCCGACCCAGACCCGAACUCUCGCCCUCGAACCUCGCAUAUGGCCACAGUUACCACGUCCCAGACCAAUUCGCCUGCUGGUGACUUAUCGGAUACAAUUUCUGGGCGGCUGCCGCUGAACCGGCCGCCGUCUGUUGCCUCGAAGCGCUCCUAUGUCUUGCGCCGGUCGACGUCCGACGACUCUCUCUUGUACCACACCCUCUCACGAGUACCGUCGCAUGGCGACGAGGCACAAUUUGUACAUAUUCGUGAACAAGUCAACUCUCGCAUGAAGGCCAUCAUGGACAGCUUUGACAGGCCGACGUUUAAAAUGCCCCAGCUGCCCAGCUUCUUUCCCGACGCCAAGCACACCACAGCCCUUGUGCCACGCGAGCCGGCAUCGCCUCUAGACGCUGCCCUCGAGGAUCUCACCGGCGACAUUGUUGUUCUUGGCGGCUAUCGUGGCUCCAUUCUUCGUUCUGCAGAGCCGCCACACCGUCAACUAUGGGUGCCUGUCAAGGUCGGUCUCAAUAUCCGCAAAGUCAACAUGGAAGUCGGCCUGGACCCGGAGGACGAGGAGAACAUGCCGCAAACCAUUUUCCCGUCGGGUAUGCUCAAACACAUUGGUCCCGUUGACAUCUCACGCCGCCUGUUCAAGAAGCUGCGGGAGAGCGAAAACGCACGCAAGGGAACUCUGCGGGUCCACGACUACGGCUACGACUGGCGGCUAAGCCCGCACCGUCUUUCUAAACAGCUUAUUGCCUUCCUGGAGUCGCUUCCCUGCAACCAGCCCGGCGCCAAGCCGGGCAGUCGUGGGGCCGUCGUCAUCGCCCACAGCUUGGGCGGCCUUAUUACGCGCCACGCCGUCAAUCAGCGGCCUGAUCUGUUUGGAGGCGUUAUCUUCGCCGGCACGCCGCAGCGCUGCAUCAACAUCCUCGGUCCGCUACGCAACGGCGACGCUGUGCUGCUAAACGAAAAGGUCCUCACGGCGCAGGUCAACUUCACGCUGCGCACAACCUUUGUCUUUUUGCCCGAAGACGGGUUUUGCUUUGUCAACAGCAACGACGCGUCCGAGGAAUACCGCGUCAACUUUUAUGACAUCAAAGAGUGGAUGCGCUACCGCUGGUCACCCUGCGUUGCUCCAGCCGCACUGCCAGCCUUCCAGUCUCUCAUGGGGAGCGGCAGCGGCAUAGGCCUCAACCUUGGCUUGGAUGGCAGUGGCCACGACUCCAGCCUGAGCAACAAGCGCAGCAGCACAAACUUUGGACGUGCCUUGACCGCUGCAGCAGCAGCAACAGCAAGCUUGGCCAAAGAUCGCCUCAACGCGCCCCAGAUGGACGCGGAGGGUGUCGUUGCCGACGAUAACGCGGCAGAAUCGUCGCACAUGGUACUGCCUCCCGGACUGGCAACCACCUCGGGUGCUUCUGCAACCAACGAAGCUCUCGAUGUCGCCUUUACCACAACCUCCUCGGCGCCCCCAACGCCACCUGCCGACCCCCAGCAGGCCCGUGCCGUCGCCUACCUGAUCCGCACACUGGCCGAGACGAAGCAGUUCCGUGCCGAGAUGGCUCACCGUCCCGAACACACGGCCGCCAACGUCUACCCACCCAUGGCCGUGAUCUACGGUAAGGGCACACCCACGGUCUACGCGGCGCGCGUCGGCAGCCGUGCCGCCAUUGCCUGCGCAGACGCAUACGAUGACCUUGUGUUCCGGACCGGCGAUGGCGUCGUCCUGGCACGCGAAGCCCAGCUGCCGCCCGGGUACCACUACGUGCGCGACGGCUACGUCAGCACCGACCGCGGCCAUGUGGGGAUGCUGGGUGACCUCAAUGCCGUAGGCAAGGCACUUGCGGCCGUUGUACGAGGCCGCCAAAAGGGCAUCGGCCACGGUCUUGAGCGGACUCACUCGAAAGUGACCGACCAGGUGUCCGAUCUGCCGUCCGGUCAUGUGCACCAGAACCUGCAAACACCAGCUCCCUUGCCCACAAUAACAACCACUGCACCCACGGCUGUGGGCACGGCAUCUUUUUCUCAGACUGUCAGCACAAGUAUUGAGGCGACAUCCUAG